AUUUUGCCAAGUAUCAAUUUAUGGUCGUAUAAAUCACCUGGUGACUUGCUCUGAACAAUUCAAGGCAAGAGAAAAAUAGAAAAUAAAAUUAAAGAACGCUAUGCGACGAAUUCAUUAAAAAUUUGGGAGAUAUUCUUUCUAUUAGAGACGUUGCUAAAAUAUUUACGUAGUUCCUAAAAAUUGAAAAGGUAACUUUGAAAUUAUUUAGGUGUCCGCGGUACCGAUUUUGAUUUGCGGUCGUUCGAACGACAGGGAUCAGGAUUUCGAAGUGGCAAGAGCUUGUGACAGAAAGUCGAUAGGACGUCGCUGAAAAUUAAUGAACCAAUCGUGUGUAACCUAGCUGCUCGUGCUACCAGAGAAUAAUUAAUGAUGCCGUUAUUUGUACUUUCUUUGUUUCCAUUCCAGACACCGACUUCCGUGGGAAAAUUUCUGAAUUCGGGCUUGCAAAAUCAUACGGUGUUUCCUGAGUUACGGGGAUGUGUCACCAAUUUAUACGGGGGACAGGGUGACUUAUCGAUCCCGUGGAAAUUUAUUUCAUUUAAUCCCUCGGAGAUUAAACCUUCGUAUUCGGAAAUUUUCUAACUUCAAAUAUUUAACGAGAAGACAAAUUUGCAAAUCCUAAAAUAAUUGAAGACCAACCUUCCGCGUUAUUCUCUAUAUUAAACGGUAUAAUAAAAGCGAGGCUUCCUUGUGUAUUUUGAACUUCCCGGAAAUUUAUAUCUCGAUGUAUCUGUUUUAAAGCAAAGAGCUGUUUGCGAGUUGCAGAGUAACCAAGAAUAGAAUCUUGUGCCCCGAAGCAAGCAAACAUUAUCUAAGAACAACAUUCCUGGAGUCUAUCAUAUCCUACGUCUGACGUUCGAUUUCGUACUCUGCGAUUGAAAAUACAAAUUCUCGGGAACACUAUGCAGUAAUUAUUGUAAUAAUAGUCGAAAAUUAAUUGGGUGAUGAUUUUAUUGCUACUUCAUCGAAGGCAACGCAGGAAGAAACUUUUCAUUCGCGAUUCUAUCGGAUGGAGAAGAAAAUGUGGAAUCAGUAUCACGCGUCGAAGAGCAGGUUAAUCGGAGCACGAUUACUCGUCAUCGAAUACGUCGUGGUCAUUGACGCGUGAUGUAUGCGGGCGCAGUCUCAUUGUUCUUCGCGUAGUCUGGGAGAGGCCUUAAUUACACCGCUCCUCGUACGACCGCGUGUACGUUUGAUUUGCGUGCAGACGGCCGUCACGUUAAUUACACGCGGACAGGUUACACGCUCUUACCGGACACGUCAAUGCUUCAUUAAGCAGCUGUUCGCUAAAACUUUCUUCGUUUCUGAUUAGAUUCAAAUGUAUAUAUAUAUCGAGUAGAUUCGAAUCCAAUUCCACGAAAUUCGCGUGAGCGAGGGAAUAUUUCAUCGGGUUGGUCGAUUCUCAAACUCUUCGUCAAUUUUGCAUGCCGAGCAGUAUAACACCCUAUUGUUUGCGUAAACCGCGAUCAGGAAACGACAGAAACGGUCGAGCCGCGGAAUCGUAGUCGAAAUCCUCUGGUAAUUCAGCGCGAAGGACUGUUUUCAAGCUGCGCUGGAGAAUAAUAAUCUGGCAGAAUUAGCGUCGCUGCGAAAUCAUUGGCAACCACUUGAAACAAACGCGAAGGACAGGGAAACAGAAACGUCCUGUUCCAGCAUCGACCGCAGGGUUAAAUCAACCCCCGUUUCCGCAAGCCCUGUGUUACAUAUUCGACGAACAGAACUCGGUCGUGAUGCAACGCGACACCAAGUUUGAUGUUCAUUAUUGCAACGAGUGUUCGUACGUUUCGAUGAUAAAUGAUCACCGCGUCACAGGAUGAUUCUCCCCUUUGGAGAGCAGAGAAUUUCACGUGAAACAUAUCCGAGAGCGAAAGAGAGAGUACGGUGUGUAAUGGUCAUUUCUUUUUUGCUCCUGCUUCAAUCGUGCAACACCGGACAGAUGGGAAACACGGGUUUUUUAACAUUCAGUAGCUCUGAAUUUUAAUUUACACUUGUCACACGUAGAAUACACUGUUCCCAGUUCUUUCCGUUAGUAUUCUCUGCAGGUAGAUACACGUUUUGUUUGCGUGUCUGACUAAGCAUCGAUGUUUCUACUGCGCCUUUCAAAAAGAUCAUUCUAUCUUAGAGUUUUCUGUUUCUCUUCCCUUCAUCUUCGCCUUUUGUAUUUGGAAAAUUCGUUUUGGAAAAGCUUGGCGGAGAUCGAUUGAACGUGCAGUUGAAGGGAAAGAGGGUGGGUACGGAGAGCGAGAUGGUGGUGGAGAAACGGAGACCGUUCCGAAACUCGACGAGCCCCAAUAAUUCAGAGGCAAAUUCUAUGGUGGCUCGACAACACGGGCCGAACAAAGACCGUUGCCGCACGGACAAAGGGGUCGCCAGGAUUGACCCCGACCAAAAGUUCUCCUCCUCUCUGUCUUCCCUUCGCUUCUGCACACCUCUUCUCUCCUUCAUUCCUGUCUCUCGCACUCCGACCCUCUCUCGCUCGCUCUCUUUCCGUCUUUCCCGACCUGUCUCGACCAUUCCAGCUCGACCAACUUGUGUCCUGUACGCGUACAACUGCAUCCCUCCGCGUAAAUGAAUCUACGUCCAUGGCCCCCGACGUGGUUGAAUUAAAGACUGGACUGCUGCCAUGGAGAAAGAAAGAUGUGAAAAUCCUUGGAAAUUUAUCAAAUACCUGAGCGGCAGGCCAACAUGGACGUUGAGGCAGCGCUGCUGGAGAAUUCUCCGACACUGUCGACCAUCUCAUCAGAUUGCACUGACACCACGUAUUCGGGUCCUGGCUCACCCUAUUCCCCAGAAUCACCGAUCAUCGUCACGUCCUCGUACAAGAAGACAAAGGAUGACGAGGUGACGCCUAGACCGACACCCAGGCACCCAUUGCCGCCCAGGAAGCCCAACUUCCGGAUACGACCGCCCUACCUGAUGAUCUGCAUCAGUAUCAUAGAGAUAGCCGUUCACUGCCUGGGGGAUGAGUCGACCUUGCGGAGGUGGUUGGUCUACGAUCCCCGUCAAAGGGUGCAGGGAUGGAGGUUUGCCUCGUACAUGCUGCUGCACUCGAACGCACUCCACCUUGCACUGAACGUGGUCAUCCAGCUGGUGCUGGCCACUCCGCUCGAGGUGGAGCAGGGACGAAUCGGUGUGGCGACGAUUUACCUAGGGGGCGGUGUUUGCGGAGCCCUCGGAGCAUCCCUGUUGCAGCCAAGUUUGUUCCUGGUCGGCGCGUCCGCAGGCGUUUACGCGCUGCUUACCAGCCAUCUCGCGCAUCUUUACUUGUGUCACGGAGAGUUACGGUACGCCGGCUGGCGUCUGGGCGCUGUGCUGCUGUUGGCCAGCGCGGACGUCGCGUCCCUGCCAAUUCCAGCCCUCCUCGGAUGCGGACGCGUCGGAUGGGCUGCACACGUGGCCGGCGCUCUGGCAGGACCUCUUCUAGGUCUGGCCGUGUUCCCUAACCAAAGCAAGAAGGACGCCAGAGGACGGAGAUUCGUCAGGUUCGUGCGUCUUUUAUCAGCUGUCAGCGUGAUGCUGUUGGUGGUCGGCGCUAUACUCGGCAACAUCUACCUGAUCGCGCUACCCCAGCUUAGGAAGCCAUCCUGACAGAGGAUUGAACUGCUCGUCAAGCUCUGCAGGCGAUCUUUCCUCAUCGUUAAGAUCAGGGAAGCCGCCGAGAGCGUUUUCGAGUAGAUCCUCGCGCUGGAACAUCGUCGAACUGGAUAUCUUUCUGACGCAGUUUCAGGAAAAUAUGAGGAGGAGAGCCUGCCUCUUGAGCAGAUGGAAUUGCGCGACAUUCUGAAGGGAAUGUGAGUCUGAAAGUUCAAAGGGACUGCUUCGGGUUUGUUGCAAUACAUAUUGAGUAGAAUGUUUUUUUUUUGGGGACUGUUAUGGUUUAGAUGGGUUGGAGAAAUGUGUUCAAUUGGAGACUGACGAUAAAUUCAGGAUUCCAAAGAGAAACGUGUUAAUGGGAUCAGUGUUUAUUCCAGGGACGAUGAAAAUAGGAAAAUGUUAACCUCGUUGAGCGUAGGCUCUAUGAAUAGUGUGUUCAAUUGCUUGUUGAACAUAGGAAAAACAAUAAUAACUCUGAAUUGCUCAGUUAAACGACACUACUGUUGUUGUACUACUGGCGUAAGGUAUCGAACAAGAGAUUCGGCAAUGUUUGCUUGAUGCAAAAAUCUUCUUCGUCACUUGAACAUUAUAAAGCUGCAUUAGUGUUCGACUUAGCUCGACUUUGAACAAAUUUUCUUGGACUCUGUCGAGAAUUUGAAGAUCCUCUCUGCGAUAUCGUACAGAGAGCUUCUAGAGGAUCCCGUCAAUCGAUGGGAGGAACCAGAAGAAUUCUAGAGGAAAUUUUCGUCGACCAUGGGUCUCUAAUCGCGAGAUUAGAAGAUCGUAUCUUGACGAAGGUUCCUCCAAGGCAGAACGGAUCGUCGGUUUCAAGGAUAAACGAACACUUGAGCAUCAUACAGAUCGCUUGACUUCUCGGUGUAAUUGACCGUUUGAAAGUUAAGACGGUUCGAGGAUCAGAGGAUCGACCUAGCGUAUUUGAGUGUACAAGAAAUCAAGGAAUUAGACCGUAAUGAGUUGGUUUUUCCUGUUACUUCAAAUAAAUUACUCCACGGAAUUAAUUAAGGAGAAGCUGAAUCAACUCAACGGUCUUCGAAUAAUGAAUUGAACUAAUCACGAGUUUAAAAAUGAUGACUUUCACGUUGAAUGUUCUAAUCGUGAGUUUGAUAACCAUGUUCAUUGAGUAAUCACUAAACUCAUGAUGAACGUUGAUCGUUAAUACGACGACGAUGAGUGUACAAUCGAUUAGAAGUAAGUAAGAAUCAGUUGAUCGAUAAUGUAUUGAUAGGUUAUUGUUGCAGGCUGCGUGCAGAAGUGUGGACGAGAGGUGACAUGGUUUGUAUCUUUUUUUUCAAUUUAUAUUAAUCUGUAUAUUUAAGGUUUGGUGAAGUACUUCCAUUAUUAACUGAAAUGUAUUACAAAGAAUUUUGGUUAAUAACAGGAACAUUAAAACUUGA
This is a messenger RNA of Osmia bicornis bicornis, 5009 nucleotides long. RefSeq names its product protein rhomboid (gene rho-6). Bases 2686 to 3588 code for a protein of 300 amino acids. Gene Ontology annotation, cellular component: membrane. Gene Ontology annotation, molecular function: serine-type endopeptidase activity. The transcript has 5 exons. NCBI's taxonomy places the organism in Eukaryota, Metazoa, Arthropoda, Insecta, Hymenoptera, Megachilidae. The record is from RefSeq and is a predicted model, not a curated record.